CUGGGGACACAGCCAGCUUUGUUUACAGACUCACAGCUCAGCCUCAAAUAACUGUGCAGGAAACUACCCCAACUGAGGUAAACUGAACCUGCAGACUGUGUGGGUGUGUGYUUCAGGGCACCCAGAGAAUUUUGCAGCUCCUUUAAAAGCUGUUUGUGAAAGUUCAUUAUCCAUGUAACAAUCCUUGAACAUGAACCAAAAGGGCAAUCUCAGAAAAAUCAAUGAACAAAUACAGACUAGCAGUGUUGUACACUGCAAAACCAAACUGCUGCUCAGAAAACCAAAAGCCCUGAACAGGAAACACUGAUAAAGAUAUUCCUGACAGCUGYAGCUACACCCCUUCUCCCCACUCUGGUAACUCAGCACAAGAACUUAGCUAAACUUCAGAAAAGUCUACAACAGAAAAAAAAAAAAUGCCUUUUAAGGAAGCAUUUCAUGACAGUCAAGUUGUACAUGCCCAUUCCAUUCCCUGGGACAAAAGCAGCAUGAGCUGCAUACAUGGCUCUUUUCCUUUCCYUGUUCUGAGCUUCUGCACCAGUUGUUAGCCAAAAAUAAACACCAUUCCACAACCAUAUAUGUGCAACAGCCUUGUGGUGAGUGUGAGCCCCCUCCAGCACUGCUGUUAUCCACGAGGCCGAGAGACUCUGCCACUGCUGCCUGGCUAUGCACAUAACCCAGCUCAACCGGGAAUGCCUUCUACAUCUCUUCUCUUUUCUGGACAAAAACAGUAGGAAAAAUUUAGCAAAAACAUGUCACAAGUUGCUAGAAGUGUUUCAGGAUCCUUUACUGUGGAAUUUGUUGAACUUUCAUUCUCCAGUGGAACUAAAAAAGGAUAAUUUUCUCCUGGGACCUGCUUUAAAAUACUUAUCCAUCUGCUGGUAUUCAGAGAGAGUCAAGGUGUGUAACAUUGAGGACUGGAUGAAAAACAGUUUCCAGAAAGACUUCUGUAACAGGCAUGAGAACACUGUCAGUGAUUUUUUACUAGACGUUUGCAACAGAUGCCCAAAUCUGCUGUCUCUGACCCUCUCUGGAUGUGGCCAUGUUACAGACGACUGCAUUUUGCAGCUUCUCAAACACUGCCCGAAGCUGCAGAGCCUGAAACUGGAGAACUGCGUGCGGAUCAGUGACCACACCCUGGAGGCAGUGACCCUCCACGGGGGAUCGCUGCGAACGCUGCACGUGGAUUUCUGCCGCAACAUAACACAGGCUGGGCUCCAGAGAGUCAGGGAAAAGUGUCCUUCACUAAUGCUGAGAGCAGAGAGAAGUGCUAACAUGAUCCCAGACAGUAAGCCAGAAAAAAAGCUGAUGCUUGAAAAAGCAUCAAGAAAAUUGGUUCAGCUCUAAGUGCAGCAAAUUGCACGWUGUGUAUAAUCAAAGUGGGUGUUUUGCUUCACUCUGAGGUGGCAAUGAAGUGUGUUUACUUCCCUGGGUUCUGGUUAAAUCCAAACAAAUGACUGAUUCGUUUUGUGAAGAGUGCACUGGGAAAAGGCAUGCACCUCCUCCUGGACAGGCUUAAGGAAAAACCUGUUUGCUCUCUGUUGUUCCUGAAAACUGGAAAACCCUGCAUUGCUGUCACAAAAUGCCAGAGCUGCUGAAAACUGCAGUUCUGGUACCCUCCUGUUGCAGAUGAACCUCUCASAAGACAGAAGAAGCAGUGUGCUCCUUGAGGCCAAAUAAUCUGAUGGAGUUCAAUACAUUUUAUGGACUUUAUAACAAAGUUUCACAGAAGUAUGGCAAGGUGCGGUAAGAUUCACCUGACUGCAUGAAGAAACACAAGUGCAGUUUGAAAUGAGGCAGAAUGAGUCACACAGAGCUGAGAACACAAACACUGAGGAAGAGCCACCCACUGUGUCACGAGGUUCAGGCUGGGCCYUGCACUUUCUACACUCCUUAUGUAAUGGGCAUAAAACCACAGCAGGGAGAGCCUGAAUCAUUGUGUGCUUUUCACAAAUUCAGGGCAAGAGUAACAAACUUCUGUYAGAGAGCACAUCCAGACAGUCAUUCCAUCCUCUGUGGGGGAUAACCACUCCCUGAGAGGGCUUUCUAGCAAAAGCAGAGUAUGGGCAACCAGCACUUCCUCAGUGGUUAACAGUGGGAGCUAAUUCACCAGGCUUUUUUAUUAAAUGAAGGAAGCAUGGAUUCAAGGCACACAAAAUACAGGACCCUCUGCAUGAUGUACUUACUUAAUGUAAGAUACACCACAUUAUUUUUUAAAGCUGGCAUUAAAGGUAGUGCUAUAUGAACAAAUGCUAGUUCAGAGAACUAACCCACAGGAAAAGAGAGUGACUAACAGCCUGUAGCUUUAAAURCUAAAUUAGGAACACACUACACACCAGCUCUACAUAAACACCCAUUUCUCACCGCAUAGUACAAAACCAAUAGCUAUUUUCAUCCCAAAGCACAAGGCUGUCCCUCCUUGCCUGCACACUGCUCUGCUACCUGGAAGUGAAACUUYUUGUUACAUGCUUUUGAUGCUAUGCCACCAUCUACAAAAUCUGAUAUCAAAGAGGACUUUAGAGCUCUCAACAUAACCGAAUAUACCUACUCCUCCUUCCCAUCCUGGUUAACUGAUCCACAGAUAUCCUUGGUACUCUUAAUCUGGCUGAGCCAAGAAAUAAAUCACAGCAUUACAGCAACUUAGUCAAACAAUGCUGCAAUUCUUGAGAAAUGCUUCAUCAGUGUGAGCAGCUGUAAGAAACACCCAGAAAACACUCAAGGAAAAUGGAUUAUUGCAUCUUCAUAAUUUAGAGAUAUUUAACAGCAUGACACUAUAGAACUGGAAUUUCAUUAACUCAUUCCUAAAGUACAAGCAUGGCCCUUA
Messenger RNA from Malurus melanocephalus (red-backed fairy wren), 2821 nucleotides. It is a transcript of the gene FBXL22, whose product is annotated as F-box and leucine rich repeat protein 22. NCBI's taxonomy places the organism in Eukaryota, Metazoa, Chordata, Aves, Passeriformes, Maluridae. The coding region runs from base 664 to 1344 and encodes 226 amino acids. The record is from RefSeq and is a predicted model, not a curated record. Gene Ontology annotation, molecular function: protein binding. The transcript has 2 exons.